Molecule: messenger RNA, 2363 nt
Organism: Thamnophis elegans (Western terrestrial garter snake)
Lineage: Eukaryota; Metazoa; Chordata; Lepidosauria; Squamata; Natricidae
Gene: DCBLD2
Product: discoidin, CUB and LCCL domain containing 2
Exons: 16
Coding region: 109-2355 (748 amino acids)
Source: RefSeq, a predicted model, not a curated record
GGAAGGGGAGGGGGCGGUGGCCGGAUCCACGAGCGGCCGCCGGAGACGCGCAGCCGUUCGCCUCGGGAUGCAUUCGGACAACCGGCUGCUGCGCAGGAGAGGCGGGAAAUGGUGAGCGGCCGCGAGCGCCUCCUCCUCCUCGUCCCCCCGGGGACUCGGCCCGCGGCGCUCCCCCUGCUGUUGCUCCUGCUUCUCAGACGGGACGCGGUUGCUCAGAAAGGUGAUGGAUGUGGAUAUACUGUCUUAGGUCCUGAAAGUGGAACAUUUACAUCAAUUAAUUAUCCACAUGCCUAUCCCAAUAGCACAGUGUGUGAAUGGGAAAUUCGAGUAAAGCCUGACCAAAGAGUUCAGCUCAAAUUUGGGGAUUUUGAUAUUGAUGAUUCAGAUUCUUGUCAUUUUAAUUAUGUGAGGAUUUAUAAUGGAAUUGGACCUACAAGAACAGAAAUAGGAAAAUACUGUGGUUUGGGCCUUCAGGUGGACAAAUUAAAUGAAUCAAAGAGUAAUGAAAUUACAGUACAGUUCAUGAGUGACGUUCAUUUUUAUGGACAUGGGUUCCUUGCUUCAUAUUCAACAACUGAUAAACCAGAUUUGAUAACAUGUUUAGAUACUGCAAGUCACUUUUCUGAGCCAGAAUUCAGCAAAUAUUGUCCAGCUGGGUGCGUGCUUCCUUUUGCUGAAAUUUAUGGGACUAUACCUCAUGGCUAUAGAGAUUCAUCUUCCCUUUGCAUGGCUGGUGUACACGCAGGAGUGGUAUCCAACAUCCUUGGAGGCCAAAUUAAUGUUGUAAUCAGCAAAGGUAUUCCAUAUUAUGAAAGCUCUCUGGCUAACAACGUGACAUCAAAAGUAGGUCCUCUGUCUUCAGGGCUCUUCACUUUUAAAACCAGUGGUUGUUAUGGGACACUUGGAAUGGAAUCUGGAGUAAUUGCUGAUUCACAAAUUAAUGCAUCCUCAUUUUUAGAAUGGCCUGAGCAGCUGGGUCAACCAAGCACUUGGAAGCCAGAAAGAGCCAGGUUGAAAAGGCCUGGACACUCUUGGGCAGCUUUUACUAAUGAUGAGUAUCAGUGGUUGCAAAUAGAUCUAAACAAAGAACAACGAAUAACAGGUAUCAUUACAACUGGCAGCACCUUAGCAGAGUACCAUUAUUAUGUCUCUGCUUAUAGGAUUCUAUAUAGCAACGAAGGACAGAAGUGGACAGUAUACAGAGAACCUGGUGUUGAGAGAGAUAAGGUAUUUCAAGGCAACACAGGCUAUUAUCAGGAAGUUCGCAAUAAUUUCAUUCCACCGAUUAUUGCUCGCUUUGUUAGAAUAAACCCUUUGAAAUGGCAUCAAAAACUUGCAAUGAAAGUAGAAUUGCUGGGAUGUCAAUUUAAUAUUGUUCGGGCUCCAAGACCAUCAUUACCUCCACCACCCAGGAGCAACAAUGACUUUUCUUUGCAGAUUGAUAAAACAACCUUCACCCCUGAGGUCAAGAACACUAUGUUAACUCCAAGUGUAACCAAAGUUCGGUCUCCAAGAGCAACAUUGCCUCCACCGCCCAGGAGCAACAAAGAUUUUCCAUUGCAGACCAGUAAAACAACUUUUGCUCCUAAGAUCAAGAAUACUACAGUAACACCGAGUGUUACAAAAGAUGUAGCAUUGAUAGCUGUUCUAGUACCCGUGUUGGUCAUGGUUUUUACCACCCUCAUCUUGAUCUCAGUUUGCUCCUGGCACUGGAGAAACAGAAAAAGAAAGUCAGAAGGAACAUAUGAUAUACCUUAUUGGGAUCGUGCAGGUUGGUGGAAAGGAAUGAAGCAAUUCUUUCCUGCUAAAUCUGUAGACCACGAAGAAUCAUCUGUUCAUUAUAACAGCAGUGAAAUUAAUUGCCUUAGAUCAAGAGAUGCUACUACUGUGUUACAAAGUCAAUCAGCAGAGUAUGCACAACCACUUGUAGGAGGAAUUGUUGGCACACUUAAUCAAAAGUCAGCUUUUAAACGUGAAGAAGUAAAGGAAGCAAGUUAUGCAGAUAAGGAUUCUUGUAACACCUCAGAACAAGAAAUAUAUCAUGCCUACGCUGAACCUCUCCCAGUUACCGGACCAGAAUAUGCGAUACCAAUAGUGAUGGGUAUGUCAGGGCAUCCUGCACCUUCUCCAGGCAUUGCUUCUGUAUCUACCUUCAAAGCUUCAGGGAAUCAAGCUCCUCCAUUAGUGGGAACUUAUAAUAAACUUCUUUCUAGGGCAGAUAGUUCAUUAUCAGCCACACACGUGCUCUACGAUACACCUAAGGGGAUGCCAGGACUGAGCCUUCCAAAUGAAUUGGUAUACCAGAUACCGCAGAAUAUGCCACACUCCACAGACAAUAAAGAAGAUAUAAGUUAAGAGUUUUC